This is a messenger RNA of Phodopus roborovskii (desert hamster), 3580 nucleotides long. It is a transcript of the gene Galnt5, whose product is annotated as polypeptide N-acetylgalactosaminyltransferase 5. Lineage: Eukaryota; Metazoa; Chordata; Mammalia; Rodentia; Cricetidae. The transcript is spliced from 10 exons. The coding region runs from base 226 to 2961 and encodes 911 amino acids. Gene Ontology annotation, cellular component: Golgi apparatus. The record is from RefSeq and is a predicted model, not a curated record.
GUUUGCUAUGGUUUAGCCGGGGCCAGUGAGCAGGCAUAGAUACUUUGCUGUGAAAUGCCACGCAGGCAGAGAGUGACAGGCAGUCAGUAGGAACCAUGCUUUUUCCCCUUGGAUGGCUGUUUCCUGCUAGGUUCAGGAGAUCGAGGGCCUGGCUCCCGCUGUUGCUGCUGUCUCAACUCUCUCUCCAUUCCAGGUAAGCCGACUCAGAGGGCAAGCCUUUGUACAAUGAACAAGAUCCGAAAGUUUUUCCGAGGAAGUGGGCGCGUCUUGGCAUUUAUAUUUGUAGCUUCUGUCAUCUGGCUGCUCUUUGACAUGGCAGCUCUCCGCCUCUCAUUCAGUGAGAUCAGCACUGGGGUACUCAAAGAACACAUCAGGAGGAGGGAGCAGACAGGAUUCAAAGUCCAGCCAAACCGAAUGAAGAUCCGUCACUCCAGCAUCACAGGGAUGAGGCUGCCCCAGAACAGGCUAGAGGACCACACACUCAAGAAUGAAGAGAAUAUGGACCAAGUCCAGAGAAGGUGGAAAAUGCAGAUUUCCCUGGGAAGGGGGAAAGUUAUGCCUUUGUGGCACCCUGCACAUUUGCAAACCUUACCAGUGCCUCUCACCAUGCAGAAGACAGUGGGGAGAGACAGCAAGCCUGAAGCCUCCUCCCAGCACAUGUCAACCAAGCAAACAACAGUUUUGUCACAGAGGACCCCAUCCACAGCAUCAAGAGGAACUCCACUGACCACAAUUCCAGUACACACAAAAACAUUUGCUAAAAUCCAAGAGGCCUCAAAGAAUCAUACUCUCAGCAGUAAUGCAUCAAAGACACUGAAUAUGACUAUCAUUGUCAGGACUGAGCCAUCAGAGCAUCAAUCACAGACAGUAACAAAAUUGAAGACACGCUUUGUCAGCCCACCAAUUCUGGAAUAUGGGGAAGCCAUAGCCAUAAAGAAGACUGAACUAAACCACAAAACUCAUAAAGUGCUACCUCUUUCUAAGUUUGUUGCUGAUGCAAGUCGUUUAAACAGGCAAAUGGUGAACAAAACACAGCUGAGAGGCUUGUCAGAAGAUGGUGUGGCCAAAGUGGCCCCAGAGAAGAAAGUUAGUUUCUCUGAAAGUCAGAUUGUGAUUAUAACCAAAGAGGAGGAUCUGGGGACAGAUACUAAAAAGGUAUCUGACUCUAAAACCCUAACUGUCAUUCCUAAAUUACUGGGUGCAAGCCAAGGGAAACACAUCCCUGGGAAUCAAAGCAUGACAUCUUCCUCUCUACUAGCUCCACAGAGAUCAGUGUCUCAAGCCAAGCUGGCUUUAGCCAGGGGACUCCAUCCAGCAAGAAGCAACUUGACUUCCAAGUCCCAGACUGUGGGACACCAGCAAAGCCACACAAACACCUCUGAAAACCCUGGAAGGCACCGUGUGCUCAGAAUUGAUUUGACCCUUUCUCCAAGGGAUCCCAAUGCUCCAGGUCAAUUUGGGCGCGCUGUGGUUGUUCCCCCUGGAAAGGAGAAGGAGGCAGAACGAAGAUGGAGGGAAGGAAACUUCAAUGUCUACCUUAGCGACUUGAUUCCAGUAGACAGAGCCAUUGAAGACACAAGGCCUGCAGGGUGUGCAGAGCAGCUAGUUCACAAUGACCUCCCAACCACCAGCAUCAUCAUGUGCUUUGUAGAUGAGGUGUGGUCCGCUCUCCUGAGGUCUGUGCACAGUGUUCUUAACCGCUCUCCUCCACACCUCAUCAAGGAGAUUCUGCUGGUGGAUGACUUCAGCACCAAAGAGUACCUAAAAGAAAAUUUGGAUAAAUACAUGUCUCAAUUUCCAAAAGUUCGGAUUCUUCGCCUCAAAGAGAGGCAUGGCUUGAUCAGAGCGAGGCUGGCAGGGGCACAGAACGCAACAGGUGAUGUGUUGACAUUCUUAGACUCUCAUGUGGAAUGUAAUGUGGGCUGGUUGGAGCCACUCCUGGAAAGAGUUUACAUAAAUAGACAGAAAGUGGCAUGCCCAGUGAUUGAAGUCAUCAAUGACAAGGACAUGAGUUACAUGACAGUGGACAACUUCCAAAGAGGUGUCUUCACAUGGCCCAUGAACUUUGGCUGGAGAACAAUUCCUCCAGAUGUUGUUGCAAAAAAUGGAAUUAAAGAAACUGACAUAAUAAGGUGUCCAGUCAUGGCAGGUGGAUUAUUUUCCAUUGAUAAAAGUUACUUUUAUGAACUUGGAACUUAUGACCCUGGUCUGGACGUUUGGGGAGGAGAAAAUAUGGAGCUGUCAUUCAAGGUCUGGAUGUGUGGUGGAGAAAUUGAGAUCAUUCCCUGUUCCAGAGUGGGCCACAUAUUCCGAAAUGACAAUCCGUAUUCCUUCCCCAAAGACCGCCUGAAGACAGUGGAACGGAAUCUGGUGCGGGUGGCUGAGGUCUGGCUUGAUGAGUACAAGGAGCUCUUCUAUGGACAUGGGGAUCACCUCAUAGACCAAGGGUUGGAUGUGGGUAACCUUACCCAGCAAAGGGAGUUGCGGAAGAGGCUGAAAUGCAAAAGUUUCAAGUGGUACUUGGACAAUGUCUUUCCUGACUUGAAGGCUCCCAUUGUGAGAGCUAGUGGGGUGCUUGUUAAUGUGGCGUUGGGCAGGUGCGUUUCCAUUGAAAAUACCACAGCCACACUGGAAGACUGUGAUGGGAGCAGCCAGCUUCAACAGUUUAAUUAUACCUGGGUAAGACUUAUUAAGCAUGGAGACUGGUGCAUGGCGGCCAUCACUGAUAAAGGAUCCCUGAGAUUCCACCACCCGUGUGAUUACAGAGACAACAGGCUCAAGUGGCUACACAAAUCAACAUCAGGCUUUCACCCAGAACUGGUGGAUCACAUUGUGUUUGAACACUACCAGCAAUUGUUAUGCAUGGAAGGGGAUUUCUCUCAGAAGACCCUGAAAGUGGCUGCGUGUAACCCAAUGAAACCAUACCAAAAGUGGAAAUUUGAAAAAUACUAUGAAGGCUAAAGAGGAUUGUUUUAUCUGGUUUAUCCACCAAAUUCUGUGAAAAUAAGACUAAAGCUGGUGACUCUAUUUCUCCCCGUGGUGGUUUAAAUUUUCCGUGUUAAUAGCAUUUUAGUGGAAGAUUUUCUUUUUAAAGCACUAAAUAAUAACUCAGGGAAAAAGGCCACCAUUGGACUGGAAUUCUUCAGCUAUAUGUGGCCUUGGAAGUGUCUGUGUCCUUGCCCUGUGCUGUAGUGCAUACUGCAAGUCUUCCUUGUAUACUCUGACAGGUAACUAGAAUUGAAGACAUAUAAUAAUGUCAUGACCAUAACUGACAUCAAGCAGUUCUUAUGGCCCACAAGUACAGAUAAAACCAACUGGAUUCCGUUCUCAUCAAAUACAUCUGCAUGGACUCUGAGACCUGGACCACUCAGCAAGAUGCACAGAGAUUCUGACCUAUUGAAACAUCUCUAUGUUUACCUGAAAACAUAUAGUUAUACUGCUCAGCCCUCCAUGACACUUCCUAAUGGAAGUGUUGAUCUGGGUGACUAGGAAGUUUUCUUUUAAAUAGGAAGCAUUAAGGGGGAAAAAACUAAGUGAAAAGGACAAUGCUGUAAUGUAAUUAAUUCUGUAUAUUCUUUCC